Molecule: messenger RNA, 1686 nt
Organism: Tarenaya hassleriana
Lineage: Eukaryota; Viridiplantae; Streptophyta; Magnoliopsida; Brassicales; Cleomaceae
Product: lysosomal Pro-X carboxypeptidase
Exons: 9
Coding region: 13-1536 (507 amino acids)
Biological process (GO): proteolysis
Molecular function (GO): serine-type exopeptidase activity; dipeptidyl-peptidase activity
Source: RefSeq, a predicted model, not a curated record
GACAAGAAAACUAUGCAUUCAUCAUCAUGGAGACCAAACUGUGUUCCAUGUUUCUUCCUUUUGAUCUUGUCAUCGUUUCCCAACUCUUUCAUUUCCCUUACACAAUCUAAAUUCGCCCAACUCAGAGUAUACCCCGAAACAACACAAGACACAUUUGAUGAAACGUUAUUACAAUCCGAUUCCGAUGUCGAAUUCUUCAUUUUCGAUCAAGAUCUCGACCAUUUCACGUAUACACCGGAAAGUUAUACCAAAUUUCGGCAGAGAUACGCCGUUGAUACGAGAUAUUGGGGCGGCGCUGAGGCCAACUCCCCCAUUCUUGCGUACCUCGGCGAGGAAACUUCCAUGGAUACGGACUUGAGGGCUAUAGGGUUUCUUCGUGAAAACGGCCCUCAUUUCAAAGCUCUCCUAGUUUACAUGGAGCAUAGGUAUUAUGGAGAAUCGAUGCCGUUUGGAUCAGCGAAAGAAGCGUUGAAGAACGCAACCGCUAUGGGAUAUUUCAACACGGCACAAGCCCUCGCCGACUAUGCCGCUAUUCUCUUGCAUGUUAAGGAUAAAUAUGCAGCCAAACACUCCCCUAUCAUCGUCGUCGGUGGAUCCUACGGUGGAAUGUUAGCCGCGUGGUUUAGGUUGAAAUAUCCACACAUAGCAAUUGGUGCGUUAGCAUCUUCUGCUCCCGUUCUCUAUUUCGAAGACACCGUUCCAAAACAUGGUUAUUACUAUAUCGUGACCAAAAUAAUCAAGAAAACAAGCGUGAGAUGCCACAAGAGGAUUCGAAAAUCUUGGGACGAGAUCGAUAGAGUGGCUUCACAACCUAAUGGCCUUUCGUUCCUAAGUGAAAAAUUCAAGACUUGCGCUCCGUUGAACGGAAGUUUCGACCUCAAAGAUUUUCUAGACUCGGUAUACGCCGAGGCUGUGCAAUAUAAUCGACAUCCAAAUUACCCUGUUACCUCGAUAUGCAAAGCUAUUGAUUCUGAAUCCCCGAGAGGUAAGAAGAAGGAUUUGCUCGGUCGGAUUUUCGCAGGAGUGGUUGCAUACAUUGGCAACAGAUCUUGCUAUGAUACCACCAUGUUUUCUCAACCAACAAACAAUAAUCUCGCUUGGAGAUGGCAGAGUUGUAGCGAGCUAGUGAUGCCCAUUGGACAUGACAAGCAAGAUACGCUGUACCAAACGAUGCCGUAUAAUAUAAGCAAUUACAUAUCCGAAUGUAAAAGCAUGUACGGUGUCUCUCCUCGUCCACAUUGGAUCAACACUUACUACGGUGGUCAGGAUUUCAAAUUAAUUCUCCGAAGGUUUGGGAGCAACAUCAUUUUCUCCAAUGGAUUGUCCGAUCCUUACAGCGUCGGCGGAGUAUUGGAAGAUAUUUCGGAUACUAUCGUCGCCAUCAAGACAAAUGGUUCUCACUGUCUAGAUUUGAUCUUCAAGACAAAAGACGAUCCUAAGUGGUUGGUCAUGCAAAGACAAAAAGAAGUCAAAAUAAUUGAUUCUUGGAUUUCUAAUUACCAAAAAGAUCUAAAAGAUCUUAAAUUGAACGUAUAAUUUUACGUGAACAACUGAUCUAUUUUCUAUUGUUUUUACAUUGGAUUUCUAAAUAAACUUUGUAAAAAUAGAAAUUUAGGCCGUAUCCUUCGUAUUUACGUGAUGAUCUAAGCAAGAAGAAGAACAACGAUAACAUGUAUGAAGGACAUU